GAGCCGGGCUUCGUUGGUCGUCUGUUUUCCUCCGUCGGGUCGGCGAUUGGCAGAACCCUAAUCUCUGAUUCCGGAUCGUUCGAUUGCUCCCGACACCGGAUCGGAGGAGAGGAGAGGAGAGGAGGAUCGGCUGAACCUGGGCGGCGAUGGGGAAGAAGAAGAAGAGGCCGUCGAAGAUGUGGUGCUACUACUGCGACCGGGAGUUCGACGACGAGAAGAUCCUCGUCCAGCACCAGAAGGCCAAGCACUUCAAGUGCCACGUCUGCCACAAGAAGCUCUCCACCGCUGGUGGCAUGGCCAUCCAUGUUCUCCAGGUCCACAAGGAGACCGUCACCAAGGUUCCUAAUGCUAAGCCUGACAGAGAAUCAACUGAUAUUGAGAUUUACGGAAUGCAAGGAAUCCCUCCUGAUAUAUUAGCAGCACACUAUGGCGAAGAUGAAGAGGCAGCAGCAAAGACAAUGAAAAUGGAAAUGCCAUCCACUGGGCUUGUUGGAGUUGUACCUGGUUCAAUGGGCAUAAGAUUUCCUCCACCACCAACCUAUGGUGCAGUUCCACCAGCAUACAAUCCUGCACUUCCAGUGCCACCUCCAACAUGGCCUGUUCCAGCUGCUCGUCCGCAACCUUGGUUUCCACCACAGUUGACCAUUCCAGUUCCUCCUGCACCUGUUGUGGCACCACAACAACCAUUAUUUCCUAUUCAGAAUGUUAUGACUCCUUUGAACUCCACUUCUGGUGCUGGACUUCAAUCACCACUUCCACCCGGCGUAUCAUCAUCCACACCACCUGCAGUGUCCCAACCACUAUUUCCAAUCAGUAGUCCAGCUGGUGUACCAGCUCAGAGUUCCCCAUUUUUGGCAACAUCCUCACCUGCAGUCAUUUCCUCAACCUCCCCUAUGAUGUUGAAAGGUGUAGCUGAUGCAAAUCCUGUAUCAAGUAUUGCUGCAAGUGGUUAUGUUGCUCUAAACAAUUCAGGUGUUGUUUCAUAUACAAAUUCACAUGUGUAUGCUUCUGGUCCAAACACUGAGAACCCUUCAAUUGGACCUCCACCUGUGAUAUCCAACAAACCCCCUGCUUCCCAUCCCACCGCAAAUGAGGUGUACUUGGUUUGGGAUGAUGAGGCAAUGUCAAUGGAAGAAAGAAGAAUGUCUCUACCAAAGUAUCAGGUGCAUGAUGAAACUAGCCAGAUGAACUCUGUCAAUGCAGCCAUAGACAGACGGAUAUCUGAAAGCCAUCUUGCAGGUCGUAUGGCUUUCUAGUCUUUUUCCUAGUGCUGGAAGUUGAAGUCUCUUUGGCGAUCUUGGAAGGACUUGAGAUCCAAAAGCAACAAGCUUCAAUGAUCCUUCUGAAUAAAUAUGCUCUUCAUCAGAGGUUGGUUUGUCUGUCAAAGUAUCCAUAGACAAUUUAGACGAGUUUGUUGUUUCAUUUGAUGAUGAAUAGGCUGUGAGUUAUAAGUGUAAAGGUUUUGAACGGUUCUUCUAUCAAGAUUCUCAGCAGUUCUUCAGAAACUAAUACCACUGCUUCAUUUUGGUCAUUCA
Musa acuminata AAA Group (dessert banana) is the source of this 1535-nucleotide messenger RNA. Its product is annotated as protein SUPPRESSOR OF FRI 4-like. Lineage: Eukaryota; Viridiplantae; Streptophyta; Magnoliopsida; Zingiberales; Musaceae. The transcript is spliced from 7 exons. Gene Ontology annotation, molecular function: DNA binding. Bases 147 to 1256 code for a protein of 369 amino acids. Gene Ontology annotation, cellular component: nucleus. Gene Ontology annotation, biological process: regulation of DNA-templated transcription. The record is from RefSeq and is a predicted model, not a curated record.